Molecule: messenger RNA, 927 nt
Organism: Pantherophis guttatus
Lineage: Eukaryota; Metazoa; Chordata; Lepidosauria; Squamata; Colubridae
Gene: TIMM23B
Product: translocase of inner mitochondrial membrane 23 homolog B
Biological process (GO): protein import into mitochondrial matrix
Cellular component (GO): TIM23 mitochondrial import inner membrane translocase complex
Molecular function (GO): transmembrane protein transporter activity
Source: RefSeq, a predicted model, not a curated record
GCCCGAGGCCCUCCGCCGCCAGCAUGGAGGGAGGCGCCGGGAACUCCAAGAGCUCCGGAUUCGCCGGCCUCUUCGGCGCCGGAGGAGGAGUGGCGGGGCCGAGCUAUUCGCACGCCGACCUGGCCGGCGUCCCUCUGACUGGAAUGAAUCCCUUGUCCCCAUAUUUAAAUGUUGACCCCAGAUAUCUUAUACAGGAUACAGAUGAAUUCAUUUUACCUACUGGAGCUAAUAAAACCAGAGGAAGAUUUGAACUGGCGUUCUUUACAAUUGGCGGAUGUUGUAUUACCGGAGCUGCUUUUGGGGCAUUAAAUGGCUUGAGACUAGGUUUGAAGGAGACACAAAACAUGGCUUGGUCCAAACCUAGGAAUGUACAGAUUUUAAAUAUGGUGACACGGCAAGGAGCAUUAUGGGCAAACACUCUUGGAUCUCUAGCGCUGCUCUACAGUGCCUUUGGCGUCAUCGUGGAGAAAACACGGGGGGCCGAAGACGACCUCAACACGGUUGCAGCUGGCACCAUGACGGGGAUGCUGUAUAAGAGCACAGGUGGAUUGCGUGGGAUAGCCAGAGGUGGCGUUGCGGGACUCAUGCUCACAGGUCUCUAUGCGCUCUACAACAACUGGGAGCAUAUGAGGGGCUCCAUGCAACAGCAGUCCCUUUGAGCCGAGCAGAGGAUGGAGCCUCCACCCAAGUAGUGCAAUCAGACUUGACCCCUUCGUCAUUACAGUACCUAGCGGACACCCCCCCACCCCCACACUCAAGGCCACUGGUUCUCACAGCCCGGUUCUUGAGCAGCGGCUGGUGAAAGGGGCCAUUUUAUCUGCCAAGAUGAAGAUCUCGUCUCCAUAAGCAUGUUCACUUUCGCUCAGUUUGUACACCGAGACCAUUGCUUAAUUUGACUGUAAUAAAAUGUGUGUGCUGAAAAACCGA